Messenger RNA from Uloborus diversus, 2610 nucleotides. Its product is annotated as rho guanine nucleotide exchange factor 17-like. The coding region runs from base 1 to 2610 and encodes 869 amino acids. Lineage: Eukaryota; Metazoa; Arthropoda; Arachnida; Araneae; Uloboridae. Gene Ontology annotation, molecular function: protein binding; guanyl-nucleotide exchange factor activity. The record is from RefSeq and is a predicted model, not a curated record. The transcript has 22 exons. Gene Ontology annotation, biological process: intracellular signal transduction; actin cytoskeleton organization.
AUGGUUCAUGCUGGUAUUUUAGGGCCAGCGGCUCUCUUCAAAUAUAUGGUUCCUCUGAAAGAAGGUGAGCAUAGGGAGAAAAUCGGAGCUGAGACAGUGGAUAGUAUCUUCCAGGGUGUACCAGACAUGCUGAGGUUCCACGAGCAGUUUCUGGACACUCUCAGAGAACGUCUUCGACAAUGGGACACCCGUCAAAAAAUUGGCGACGUUUUCGUUGAAGCUUUCACCCACCCAACUGUUCUGGAUACAUACAUAGAAUUUAUAAACAACUGGAAAUCAGCUAGAGAUGCUAUCAAAUCAGCUUCUACUGCCAAACCAGCAUUUGCACAAUUUUUGGAGCAUACGUCUAGGGAACAUAAGGGCAAGUUAUCUUUAGAUGCACUGCUGAUAAUGCCUGUACAGCGUAUACCAAGAUACGAGCUUCUUAUCAAGGAACUGCUGAAGCACACCCCUUUGGAUCAUCCAGACUACAAGCUCUUGCUGCAAGCUCAGCGAGAGGUGCACGACUUGGCUGUUCGGAUCAACAAGGUCGAAAGGGAAGCAUUGCACCAUGAACAAAGACUUCAGAAGUUGCGGGAAGUUGAGCAACUCGUAGAAGGAAUCAAUGAUCUCACCCAAGGUGAUCGCUGUUUCAUCAGACACGACUUUGUUUUUAUUCCAGGUGGUCUAGGUCUGACGAAGAAGGAACGCUGCCUGCUACUCUUUUCAGAUUUGUUGUUGGUAGCAAGUGUGAAGAAAAAAGGAGGAGGGGGAGGAGCUGGAGGAGGAGUUAUUGCCCGAAAGACGUCUCCAGCAAUAUCAAUUUUAUCACCUACGGGAUCCUUAGAAUCGAACAAAUAUAAACUUCUUAUCAGAUUAUCGCUUGAUAAUGUGGAUAUUAUAAAAACUGGAAUAGAUGAACCGUGCGUCAGGAAAUUUCUGAAAGAAAUAUCGAGCUUGGAAAACGAUAUUGCGACUGUUAGCAAGAUGGGGGACUUGGUUUCAACUCUAAGUUGUCCACAUCAGAACAUCGAAGAUGCUGUAAAAGAUCUUCAGACCACCCUUUCAAAACAGCUGAGUGAGAAACAAGCUUCUAGUUCUCAGUUAAUGAGUUUGGAGCUUGCGUUUAAUGUCAACGACGAAGUAGAAAACCUGCUGGUGACGUUUCCAAAUCCUGAGCAGAGAAUGACAUGGGAAGCUGCGUUUUUGGAAACAAAGGAGAAGCUUAAUAAGUGCUCUGAGAAAAGCUGUCCACCUGAAUUCCUUUGCUCAUUACCAAUAAGGAAAACUCGAGCAGGCUUGCAAAUUACCUGCGCGGCAGCGGUGUGCGAAGACCCUAAAGGAAGCGGACUUCCUGACCUUUGGGUAUGCAGCAGCGAUGGAUAUGUUGGACAAGUGUGUAUCUUAACUUUCAGAGAUGAGCCGGCUAUAGUUUCCAGUGCCAGUGUUGCAAAUGCAAGAAUUCUUUGUAUUGCAUCUGUCCCAGGUCUUAGUGAAGGGUCCCUUAUGUUGCGAAGACGAAGCACGGUGGUUCCUUGUCUGCCUGGAUUUCAAUUGAGAAGACUAAGCAAAGGUCAAGAAUCGAAAACUAGCAGAAAAUUACUAGAUAGCGAUUCUGAUGAUGAGGACUACAUUGACGCUGCAGAAGAUGAAUUACCCAGUGAUGAUGCCGGUCCCCAGCAUCCAACAAUGUGGCUUGGAACGGAAGACGGCUGCAUUUAUGUUUACAACAGUACUCACAUACAGCUCAAGAAAGCCAAGCUGAAAAUUCAACACUCGACGUGCAUAUAUGACAUUGUGCAUGUUGACGGAAAAGUGUUCGUCUCCUUAGCCAAUGGUGAAAUAGUUGUCUACAGCAGAGAACUAAACGGUUGUUGGGAUAGCGGAUCUCCACAUCGAGUACAAAUUGCGAACGACGCUUCUCCAAUUUCUCACAUGGUUCUUAUAGAAGGACGUUUGUGGUGUGCAACGCUCAAUUCCAUAGUGAUCAUCAAUCCUACUUCCAUACAAAUAGAGCACACUUUCCAGGCAGCUUCUGAAGUCAGGCGCCAUGUGACAGGAAUAUCUUAUGCCUCAGGUUUAGGCGUCUGGGUCUCAAUCCAAGCCAGUCCAUCUGUUCAUUUAUAUCACGUGACUUCGUACGACCUCCUGUUAGAGCUGGACGUCACUCCCCCUGUCACAAGAAUGCUCAGCUCUUGUGAUGACAUCAUCCGUCAACAUAAAUUGGCAUGUUUGCGUGUGUCAUCCAUAUCCGUGGACUCCAAAGGCCUCCUCUGGAUCGGCACGAGUGCAGGUGUUGUUCUGCGAUUUUCCCGUUCACCUCUCAAUAAUUCAUCAAGACCGGAUGCAUCGUUGCUGUCAGAUAUAGACAGCAUGCCUCAAGGUCAUUUUGGUCAUGUACGCUUUAUCUGUGGUAUAAAUGCUCAAGAUUUCACUCCAACCUCAUAUCAAGAGAAAGGAGCACCUCCACCAACACCUAAGGACGAUCCCUCAAGUGCUCAAACGUUCGUCACAUCAUUAAUGAUCAGUGGGGGCGAUGGCUAUGAAGAGUUUGGAGCGUUUCAACCGAUUUCUGACGCGCCAACUGGAAGAGAAGACAGCACUAACCAUUUACUCAUGUGGAAGACAUAA